AAGAAGAAGAAUUUACAACACAAACUUAGCAUUAGCAUUAGCAUUAACAGUAUUUUUUUUUUUUAUUUAUAUAUAUAUAGAUCAAAUGGCGAAGUUUAAAUGCAGUGCCUAUAACUGCAAAAGUACGAACGCGUCUGGUGUGACGUUUUUUAAGUUCCCUCUGUACAAUCGCCGAAAACUGAAAAAAUGGCUCGACAAUAUGAGGUGGAAGGGCUGGACGCCGUCUCGGUUCUCCUUGCUGUGCAGUAACCACUUUGAGGAGAAGUGCAUCGACAGAACCGGCAAAUUCGUGAAGCUUCAGCAAGACGCGGUCCCCACCAUAUUCUCGUUCCCCGAACACCCGGUGAAAAAGACGCUUGCAAUCAACCCAAGAAGUAAGAGAUACAAGCCACCUGGUUCUGAGGAGUCACAGACAAGCCGGGCUCUGUCUCUGCCGGCGGCGGCGGCGGCUCCUAAAACAGCAAAGCUGACCGUCAAGAAGCAAAAACCCAGCGAGACAGAGGAAGAGGCUGCUGGAGACCCAAAGAGGAGCGACCGGUGGAGGAUCGUAACGGACGAAGCGCUGAUGAAGAUUGAAUCCUUUCCGUGUUUCUUCCAUGGUGAUUACUGCCUGCCGCAGCAGGAUAUCCUGUGGGCUCCAGAUGACAGUUUCAAUGUGGAGUGUGAAGAUCCUGAAAAGCUAAUCGAGGUGAAGGAGCCGUGGCAGUGGCUCGGUCUGGAUGUCCGAGGCCCCCUGCCUGCCACGCUCAACGGGCACAAAUACAUUUUGACUGUGACGGACUAUUUCUCCAAGUGGGUGGAAGCUCUGCCCAUGCAGAUGUGCCACGCCUCACAAGUGGCCCAGCACGUCAGCGACAUCAUCUCACACUUUGGCUUCCCCCUCAGGAUCCUCUCCCGGCUGCCUCAUGACAUCGUGCACAAGAUCAACAGGGAACUGAGAGAUCAGCUGAAGGUCACCAUCUCGCUUGUCGUCCAUCAUCAGCAGACCGGCACCGCCGAUUUGACCACGCAGCGCCUGAUUGGCAGGAUGACGAGCGAUCUGAUCGAGGAGCAUCCGGCCGACUGGGACGUCUACCUCCCCGCCAAAGUGUUCAGUCUGUGCUUCACAGAGCAUUCAGAGACCAAGGAGAGGCCGUUCUCGGUGCUCUGCUGUAGGGGCCUGCAGCCGGUCCCGUCCCCCAGAGGCCUGAAUUUCACCUACUCCAAGAUCCGGGAGUGCGCCUUUGUGGUUAGAUAAACACUUCUGAUGUAUUUGUCGGGAAUAUCCACUUAUAAAAAAAGUCAUGGAAACCAGACCGACGGCCCUUUUAGAGAAACAUUUACAUACCAGAAGGGAAGAGUGAUGUAAGAUCCUGGAAACAUUCAGACUCAGUGAAGUUAUGAAUUGAUUGUCGGGCCGCGGUGGAAACCCUGACAGCUGUGAGCAAGAAGCAGGACUGAACCUCCCAGCAUCCUCUGCAGGACUCCACGACUGUUGUUGGAGCCAUGUGCCAAAAUGUAUCAGAUAUUAUUUAUUUUUGGAUGUAAAAUUUUAUUAUGGCUUUUGAUAUGGUAUUGUGACAACACAAAUUGUCCCAGUAAAGAAAGGAGCAUUGCUAAUAGUUGUAAAUGGUACAGGGAUUUAAGUUGGGCAACCACCAUUUGUUUGUUUUAUUUGUGGCUAUGAAAAUAUGAAAAUUGUUAAUCAUUACAUUUGAAUGACCUGUGAUUAUUUCAUAGGACAUGCAGUGUGAAAAACGAUGUAAAACGGUGUCGAGUUUUCAUUUGUUUUGGUCCAUUGUGUUCCCACAGUCUCUUGCUUUCUCUGUAAAUUUGAUUUUGUGAUAAGGUUCUUUCUGAUCUGUUUAUAAAGGCAGUGUAUUUAUGUAUUUGUAUGAAUUAAAAGAGUUGUAUCUGCCACCCAAGAGCCGCAUCUGUAUCUAAACAGGCAAUCUCAAGCCAUUAAAAGAGAAAUUGCGAGUUUC
Messenger RNA from Myripristis murdjan (pinecone soldierfish), 1964 nucleotides. RefSeq lists its product as uncharacterized. The coding region runs from base 86 to 1237 and encodes 383 amino acids. Gene Ontology annotation, molecular function: nucleic acid binding. The transcript is spliced from 11 exons. Gene Ontology annotation, biological process: DNA integration. The record is from RefSeq and is a predicted model, not a curated record. Lineage: Eukaryota; Metazoa; Chordata; Actinopteri; Holocentriformes; Holocentridae.